Adineta steineri is the source of this 1410-nucleotide messenger RNA. Lineage: Eukaryota; Metazoa; Rotifera; Eurotatoria; Adinetida; Adinetidae. The record is from the annotation of a GenBank genome assembly.
AUGGCAGAAUUUAAUAAUAAUUCCAGUACAACAUCUGAUCAAGAGGAUAGUACAGAUACACAACAGUUUGAUUAUCUCAAUCAAUUUGAUGAUAUUCAUACGGAUUAUACAUUGAACAAUAAUGAUAUUACUGAAUUGAUGGAAGAUAUUGAUUUUGACAAUGUUUAUUCUAUGGAACAAGAAACAAAUGAAUAUGAAACAGAUCAAUUCAAUAUUAUGCAUAAUACAGAUGAUGAUGAUGAUGAUGAUGAUAAUGGCACUACUGACAAGUCGGUUACUUUAAAUCCAGCAGAAGAACAAACAAUAUCAGAAAAACUUAAUCAAUUAUCUACAACAAUAGUCAAUACGAAAAAAUCAAUGGCAUUAAAAUAUAUGAAAGAUGAGAUUGAGAAAAUUCCAGAUUAUUUAAUGAAACGAAAUAAAGUUUUUAAACAAAUGAUCUAUGAAACACUGUCAACAAGGUCAAUACCAACAUCAACUAAUAAUAUGGAAGACUUGAGGAAAAUAGCUAUUCUAAUCUAUAAAAUUAUGGUCAUUCAAACGUAUCAACUUUUAUGGGCUGCCUAUUUAAAAUCAGGUAUGGGACAAUUAAUUAUUCCAUCUAAAACACAACGAUCCUACUCAACAAUUUUACCAAUAUGGCCAAAAGAAAUUAAAAUAUUAUUCCAAUCAGACAAACAUAAAAAUGAAAAUGAAACUUAUUUUAAUUUUAUUAAUGGACAAUUACACGAAUUAGAUGAUCAAUUAAAACGAAAUCAAAAGGAAUUAAAUAUAAAAGCUAAUCAUUUUCAAGAUUAUACAUUGUCAAUUCAAAAGAUAAUUGAAACAUAUAUUGAACAACAUCUUCAUUGUUUACGUAUGGAAAUUGAACACAAAAUAGAACUUGUUCAAUAUGAUUAUCAUAUUCAUGUAUUAAAACUAGAAUUUCUUCGACAAAAGCCAAAUACUUUUCAAAAACAAUUAAUGCAAGAACUUUGUCAUAGUAAAUAUGAACAAGAAACAACAGAACAAGAAGUUAGUUUACUUAAACAACAAGUUACUUAUUAUUCCUCAUCAAGCCAAUCAUUUGAAUGUUCACCAAUCGCUCAUAAUCCAUUAAUUGAUUCUAUUCAAAAUCCAGACAUUCGACAACAAUUAUUUCAACAAUAUAAAGACGUUGCUAAACAAUCUAGAGCAAACAUAUUCGCUCUCUAUAUGAAGACAGCGGAAGAACAACGAGACGAAUACAGAAAUAAGCAUGAAAUUAAUUUGAAGAAAAUGUGGGAUGCAUAUAAUUCAACUUCUGAUAAUGAUAAAAUAUCUUCAACAAUGCUUAAUCUUAUGCAUCAACGUUGUAUGAAAAUUAGUGGACGUAUUAAAUCUAUUUACAAACUCAAAGCUCAAUCUAUUGUUUCAAAUUCUAAAUCAUAA